AUGGUUGCAAAUGAUUUGUGGGAACUUUAUGCAACUGGGUUUGUGGAUACAACUGACCCAACCCAAUAUGUUGCCCUCGCAAAUAAUCAAAAGAACCAAUUGAGAGAGACAAGGAGGAAAGAUGCUAAGGCAUUGAGUUUGAUCAAAGCAACCUUGACGAAGGCGAUAUUUUUGAGAAUAGCAGCAACUAACUAUGCUAAGGAAGUGUGGGAAAUCCUCCAAAUGAGCUACAAGAGGAUUGAUAAAGUUAGAUUGGCAAAGCUCCAAAUGCUUAGAAGAGAUUUUGAGACUCUUCAAAUGAAGGACAGUGAGUCCAUUUCAAAAUUUCAUACAAGAGUCUCUGGUUUGUUGAACCAGCUAAGGUCAAAUGGAGAAACUAUGGAGGAGCAUAGAAUUGUUGAGAAAAUCCUUCAAAUUUUUCCAUCAAAGUUUGAUGCAAUAAUGAUUGUCAUUGAAGAGGCAAAGGAUUUGUCAAUAUUGACAGUUGAUGAGUUGAUGGUUUCUCUUCAAACCCAUGAGCAGUGCCUAAAUAGGUCUUCUACUUCUUCCCAAGAGCAAGCUUUCAAAGCUCAAGACAAUACGAGAGAUAGGGGGAGAGGAAGAAACGGUGGUAGGAGUUCAAGAGGUAGAGGUUGUGGCAAUGAAGAUGGCUUCGGACAAGCAAAUAGCCAAGAGGGAGUGAGUAACUCUCAAAAUAACUCCAAACAAGGCAAGAAGAAUAGCAGCUCGAAUCAGAGGUAUGAAACAAGCAAUGUAGAAUGCUUUAACUAUCAUAAGUUUGGGCAUUAUGCAAGAGAUUACAGGAAAAAGCAAGGUAACUAG
Molecule: messenger RNA, 822 nt
Organism: Cryptomeria japonica (Japanese cedar)
Lineage: Eukaryota; Viridiplantae; Streptophyta; Pinopsida; Cupressales; Cupressaceae
Exons: 1
Coding region: 1-822 (273 amino acids)
Source: RefSeq, a predicted model, not a curated record